This is a messenger RNA of Bombus terrestris (buff-tailed bumblebee), 2373 nucleotides long. Its product is annotated as ATPase family AAA domain-containing protein 2. Gene Ontology annotation, cellular component: nucleus. NCBI's taxonomy places the organism in Eukaryota, Metazoa, Arthropoda, Insecta, Hymenoptera, Apidae. Gene Ontology annotation, molecular function: histone binding; ATP binding; ATP hydrolysis activity. The record is from RefSeq and is a predicted model, not a curated record. Bases 376 to 2208 code for a protein of 610 amino acids. Gene Ontology annotation, biological process: positive regulation of transcription by RNA polymerase II. The transcript is spliced from 10 exons.
AACUUGAAACAAAAUAGAGUUUAUCGUAUUGAAAAAACUCGUAAUGAUAAUAUCUUAUAUAUUACUUAGAACUACACGAACAUUGCUUCAAAGCGUAACACGAUUCGCAUGUUUCGUUGGAAUCGUAUCGACGAAACGUAAAAAAUAAUGAAAUUACAUUGUGAAACCACUUGAAUCAAUCGUCAAACGCCGCAGAAAAAUUCCAGUAAAAUAUCCAGCAAUACACGAUGCGCAUGUACGAUCAACGAUGCGAGUAGUCGAAGAAUAUUUCAUCGGGCGAUGAUUUAAGAAACAAUUAUAUACAAAAUAAUUGAAUGAAAAUAUGUUCGUCGGGUAUGCGAAAUAAAAGAUUCGAGGUCAGUUUGAUCGUGAAAGAUGUCUUGCGCGAAGGAUUUCUCUUGCAUCGGAGGUCUGGAGAAGCAGAUUCGUGUUGUAAAGGAAACGGUUCUGUUUCCGCUCAUGUACGGUGACAUUUACGCGAAGUUCAACCUGAAACCACCGAGGGGUUUGCUUUUUUACGGGCCUCCCGGAACAGGAAAAACGCUGGUCGCCAGCGCUUUAGCCGCAGAGUGUAGUAAUUCGGAACGAAAGGUUUCCUUUAUAUCUCGCAAGGGUUCCGAUUGCCUUAGCAAAUGGGUCGGCGAGAGCGAGAAAAAGCUUCAGAAGAUUUUUUCACUGGCUCAACAAUCGAAGCCUUGCAUAAUCUUCUUUGACGAGGUUGACGGUUUAGCUCCAGUCAGAUCUAGCCGCCAAGACUUUGUGCACGCCAGCAUUGUUUCCACUCUCUUGGCCUUGAUGGACGGCUUAGAGAACAAUUCAGAGAUCAUAGUAAUUGGAGCAACGAACAGAAUCGAUGCCAUAGAUCCAGCUUUAAGAAGAUCUGGCCGAUUCGACAGAGAGCUAUACUUCCCGUUGCCAUGUUAUACGUCGAGGAAAGAAAUACUCUCAGUUCAUAUAAAAAGUUGGAAGCAAAAACCACCGCAAAAAUUUUUAGCGUAUCUGGCAUCGAAAACGGUCGGAUUUUGUGGAAGUGACUUGCAAGCUCUUUGCGCUGAAGCGGUAAUGUGCUGUGUUCGGAGACUCUAUCCGGAAAUAUACACUUCCAAUGCGAAGUAUCAGAUUAACGAACGUCAUCUUAAAGUUGAGAAACAAGAUUUUCUAAGGGCACAACAGAACAUCUUGCCAGCAUCGCAUCGUGUUACAAUCGUACCCGUGAAAUCUUUGUCGUAUAAAAUCCAGCCAUUACUUCAAGAAAAUUUGUCAUCCAUUCUGUUACAACUCGAAACUCUUUGUCCAACGGGAAUGUUAAUUUGCAAUGAUAUCACUGGUAGAGCUGUAUCGAGGUCAAACAGCUGUCCGAGGAUUUUAUUGUGCGGUGAUGACUCUCACACUCGUCAUCUAGGACCAGCAUUACUCCAUACCUUGGAACAUUUACCUUGUCAUGUGUUGGACGUCACAACUUUGUUCGAGGAAACAGGAAGGGCUGCGGAAGAAGCUCUCAUUCAAAAAAUGAAAAUGGCUCGAAGAAGUUUACCAUCGUUGCUCUACAUUCCUGACAUCUUAGCCUGGUGGGAUCUAGUGGAUGAAGCGGCACGCGUCGUUUUUACUUCUUUGAUGCAUGGCUUAGAUCGAUCGGUGCAUAUCUUAAUCUUGAUUACGGCCAAUUGCUCACAAGCAGAUUUACCAGCAGAUAUUGCAUCUUUAUUCGAUGAACAUCAAAGCGAAAUAUUUGAAGUCAUGCCCCCCGGAAAACAACAGCGAGAAUCUUUUUUCAAGCAAUUAUUCGUUCACUCGGCGUGUGAUCUCGAAUCUAAUCGUUCUUCACAAGGUAUAUGUGAUAAUGAUAUGAUACCCUCCGGAAUUCGAACAAGUUAUGAAUUCAAAAAGGAUAAAAGAAAAAUUAACGUUAAAAGAAAAAACAGCGCAUCAGGCGAAGGACCACCGUCAAAACGAACAAGAAAUUCUCCGUCCCAUCUAUCCGCUUCGAGCAACGAGAAACUGACCGAGUUUGAAAUAGAGGAACUGCUUCGAACGAUCGUCGGGGCGACGGAGACGUGGCCGUGCCACGAGCUCGAAAGUCUGUUCGCUUCCCUCGAAUUAACUCUAGAAAAGAACGAGGAAGAUUUAUGCUCUGCAAUUGAAUGCCUCGAACGGUUUAAAGAAUUCAAAAGGGUAAAAGUAUACGUGAAGAAGGAACAAGAAGAUUGAGUCAUCGUUUUUUUAAUUUAUUGAACUAUAUCGCAUGUGUAUAAUAUCAUAGCUACAAGCAAUGUAUCCUUUCACUGACUGAUGUGUAACUUUCAAUCGUUCGCCACUGUGAACUGUAUGUUUAACGACCAUCUGUUCAAACCUGGACAUAUGUCAUCAAAGAGA